This is a messenger RNA of Camellia sinensis, 1501 nucleotides long. Its product is annotated as B2 protein. Gene Ontology annotation, biological process: response to endoplasmic reticulum stress. Lineage: Eukaryota; Viridiplantae; Streptophyta; Magnoliopsida; Ericales; Theaceae. The record is from RefSeq and is a predicted model, not a curated record.
GGUGCCUCUCUCUCUCUCUCUCUCUGGAUCCCAAAAUCUAGGGUUUCCCUUCUCAAGAUCGAGCUCUUUGAUUUUCUGUUUCAACUUUCAGUACUAAAAUUGUAGCUUUCUGUAUGGAUAAUUACUGACUUUACGUACUAUUUGGUUUUGUCAGUAUGGAGAGCAUGAACAACUUUUGUCAACUGGGUGAUGAGCUUCGAGGACAAUUGAAAACCUCAGAGGAUCACAAGUGGUUAAUGGUUGCUUCUAAACUUGCUGAUCAGACCAGAUCAAAGGGCGAGCGAAGGAAUAACCUUGAUCUCUCAAAGGGCCUAGCUGAAAUAAGGCCAAGGGAUAAUUUUGUCUUUCAGGAAGACAACAAAUUCGAAUGCCUUAACUUCAACAUGUUAAAUUUGGACGCCAAAAUGACAGAAAAUGUGAACAAAAGUUCGACCAGGAAUGGUAUGUACAAUAUGAAUGCUGUGUAUCAGAAGAGCAAUGGCAACAAUGUGGGAAGCAUGAUUGGAAGCAAGUAUAGCAUCAACAACCUGAACAAAGAGCUCAACAGCAGCAUCAACAACAACAACAACAACAACAAUAACAACAACAAUGAUAAUACCAAUAUGAGUGCAGUUGACAAAAGGUUCAAAACCUUGCCUGCAGCUGAGACACUCCCGAGGAAUGAAGUGCUUGGUGGAUACAUUUUUGUUUGUAACAAUGACACAAUGCAGGAAGAUUUAAAGCGACAACUAUUUGGUUUGCCACCAAGAUACAGGGACUCUGUCAGGGCAAUAACACCAGGCUUACCUUUGUUUCUAUAUAACUAUACCACUCAUCAGUUGCAUGGGAUUUUUGAGGCAGUGAGUUUUGGAGGAUCUAAUAUUGACCCUACUGCUUGGGAAGACAAAAAAUGUAGAGGAGAAUCCAGGUUCCCUGCACAGGUGAGAAUCCGUAUUAGGAAACUCUGCAAGGCUUUGGAGGAAGAUGCUUUUAGGCCAGUCUUGCAUCACUAUGAUGGGCCCAAGUUUCGACUUGAACUCUCAGUCCCCGAGACGCUGGACUUGUUAGAUCUCUGUGAACAGGCAGGCGUUUAAAGUCCAGUUGCUAACAUAAUCGACUCUCCUGCGCAAGCAAGUGUCAAUAGUAUAUGUGUAUCGUGGUAGGUUUUGUGGUGCAUGGAAGCUGUUUACUGCACAGAUUUUCCGGUAAAGCGCAAGCUUGGGAGGUAAAGUCUGGUGUGGGAAUCUCUCGAGCAGAGAAGGCUUGUACCCCAGUCAAAUAAGUUAAAUUUAGUAUAAAUUGUAUUGUGAAGUUACUUUGUGAGUACGAGAGUACUAUGCAUUCUAUAGCGAAGUAAAUCCUAUGGAUAAUACUUGUUUGAUGGAAAGAGACUAAUGGCCUAUGGCUGUGUUACUGUGUAAUGGUUUAGUCGUCAAAAGAUGGCUGCCUUGUUAUGUUCCUACUAAGUGCUAUGGAAUUACGUUCCUAAUAAGAUAGCUGCCUUGUUGUGUUUGAUAUUGAA